CACGAAGUCGGCGAGUCUUCUGCGCAUACCAAAGACGAAGCAUUUCACACCACAAUUCAUUUUGCUUUCUCGACGCCAAGCACCAUGGGCCACACAUCGACCUAUGAGGCGAUGGCGACUCCGCCACUGCACGCGCCACUGGACGCUGAAGUCAAGUCGGUGCCGCGCAAGCUUGCUCUCGCCGCGCACUGGGUCGCGGGACUGCUCGUGCUCUACGCUAUCUUUGGUACCACGGUCAUCUACAGUCAAACGUCGAUCGACAUUAUGAACAACUUUCUCUGUCCGCUCUUUGGCGUCGACCCGUACAAGUGGCCGAGCGGCCACUACGAGAUGGUGGACGCCGGGUACUUCUUAUUUGCGUCCAUCUUGCCGAUAUUUGUGGCCUUCUUGCUCGUGCGCCUCGUGUCCCACGGCGCGACGUUUCCGAUUUUCCGUGUGUCGUAUGCGCUGCAGCGCAAGCCACGUUUCCUCAACUCGCUCGUGACCUACGGCGAGGCGCUCUUCCUUCUCGUUGUCGUUGGCGGCAACAUCCUCUUCUUCUACUUCUCCUACACGAUCCGUGUCGAGCCCACGAGCACGAACGAGCGACGGCUCGAGGCGGCGGCCGCUGCCUUUGGCUUUUUGACGGCGUACAACAUGGCGUUUCUUGCGCUGCCGGCGUCGCGCCACUGCUUUUGGAUGGAGUGGCUCGGUAUUCCAUACGCCCACGGCAUCAAGUACCACCGCUGGCUCGGGAUUUUGUCGAUUUUGGCGCUCGUCUUGCACACAAUCGUCUACGUCGUGUCAACUGGAUGA
This is a messenger RNA of Saprolegnia diclina VS20, 795 nucleotides long. RefSeq lists its product as hypothetical. Lineage: Eukaryota; Oomycota; Saprolegniomycetes; Saprolegniales; Saprolegniaceae. Gene Ontology annotation, cellular component: plasma membrane. The transcript has 2 exons. The record is from RefSeq and is a predicted model, not a curated record. The coding region runs from base 85 to 795 and encodes 236 amino acids.